AUGAGCGAUACGAAUAUUGAUAUGUCAUGCGAUCCGGCUAACCCCCGGCGCUCGCUGGUAUCCGGGCCAGCGAGUGUGAAAUAUGUCACCGAAGACUGCACGGGAGUAGGCGACCAGGCUCCCGCGACGGUAAAUACGACUGGCAGCACAACUAAAAAACUUACCCAACAGGUAUUCCACCCAAGCCUAUUCAUAGCGAGACCUCGGUCAUCAUCGUUAGAAAAUAUUAAGGCAAUAGACUCAGUAAAUCAGCCGAAUACACCGUCAGUGAUGAUAAAUACUAUAAAGGAUAGUGACAACAAAGCUUGCCCUCCCCCCUGGCAAAGAGUACCAACAGAUCGCAACCCUAAAAGGAAGAGAUUCUCCAACAGCCCGCCUCAAACUGCAACAGAGAUAACUACUUCAAACAGAUUCAGUGAGCUUCCCAUAGAUCUAACUGAUGACACAACUGAAAACCCAUCCACUCAUGUCAAAAAAAGUAGCAAACCACCACCAAUUAUACUAUAUGGCAUAGAAGACCUAACAAAGUUAACAGAACUAUUAAACAAUACUGUACCCAGCGACAGUUACUCAUAUAAAAUUAUUAAUAGAGAUCAGUUAAGAGUGAUGACACGCUCAACUGAAAUAUAUAAGGAUCUUAUAGAACUCAUCCGGAAUAAUGGCCUCAUUGGUCAUACUUUCACACAAAAACAGAAAAAAUGCUACCGAAUUGUAAUUAAAAACUUACAUCAUACUACACCUAAAUCGGCUAUAACAGAAGCAAUAGAAAACACAGGCAAUAAGGUUCGAGGCGAGAUCGUUUGUGGAAUAUCCAGAAAAAAUAAAAAACCUCUAAACAUGUUCUUCGUGAACAUUGAGCCUGGCCCUAAUAACACAGUAGUUAAAAGCAUACAAACCAUAUUCCACACGAGGGUCACCAUUGAAGACCCAAGGAAAACAAAUGAAAUACCACAGUGUACCAGAUGUCAACAAUAUGGCCAUACCAAAAAUAACUGUAUGCGUCCAUACAGGUGUGUCAAAUGUGGGCAAGGACACAGAACAACUGACUGCCUGAAAAAGGAUAGAAACUCGCCAGCCACUUGUGCCCUCUGUCUAGGAGAUCAUCCAGCUAACUAUAAAGGGUGCCAAGUAUAUAAGGAGAUCCGCUCACGAAAAAUGAUACAUGCUGGUAACAGAAACUUUCCUCUAGUCAAGACAAAAGCCACAGAUACAUUUAAUCACAAAAUAGAAGACUUCCCCCCAUUAAAACUCUCCAGAUACACCAAACAACAAUCAACAAAUAAGCAGGAAAUAAACACUUUGCACCCACCAGAAUUCCUCCGGAAGGAAGUCACUUAUCUAGGGCACAUAAUUGGUCAAAAUGGCGUUCAACCUAACCCAGAUAAAGUCAGAGCCGUCACAGAAUUUCCCACACCUAAAUCACCUAAGGAUAUAAAAUCGUUCUUAGGUCUUGUGUCAUACUAUAGACGGUUUAUACAGGACUUUUCUAAACUAGCUAAACCUCUAACUAACUUACUCAAAAAAGAUGUGCCCUUCAUAUGGGAAAAUACCCAACAGUUAUCAUUCGAAAGUUUAAAGGAUAAACUUGUUUCCGCCCCCGUAUUAGCCUAUCCUGAUUUCUCUCAACCCUUCAUCCUUACCUGUGAUGCUUCAAAUUACGCGAUUUCCGCUAUUUUAUCCCAAGGUCAAAUAAGUCAAGACCGUCCCAUAGCAUUUGCAUCCCGCACUAUGAAUAAAGCAGAAUGCAACUAUAGUGUCACGGAGAAAGAAUGUCUUGCCAUAUUGUUCGGCACCAAAGUAUUUCGCCCUUACCUAUAUGGCAACCGAUUCUCCAUUGUUACUGACCAUAAGCCCCUACAAUGGCUCUUUAAUUGUAAAGAUCCUGGUUCAAGAUUAAUCCGUUGGCGACUUAAACUAGAAGAGUUUGAAUACGAUAUAAAAUAUAAAAAGGGUAAAAUAAAUUCCAAUGCCGACGCCCUUUCCCGAUUUCCGGUAAAUCCAGUCCAACCGGAAUCUACCUCUAACUCUGAAUCUAAAAUCGAAAACGAACCCUCUCAGGCAGUAGAUAAAGACCUCAUGGAUCUACUAAUAUCUCCACCCUCGUUCGACCCUGAAACGUUAAACUCACCUACGUCAGAUCCUCUUGCUCUGAAUGAUAAUGAUUUACUCCCAUUCCCUGAAAUAAAACCUAUCCCUGAAUCAUCUGAAGUCCUGAAAGAAAACACUAGCAACCACUUACCCUCUACCACACGAUGCUCGCCGACUUCAGACUCUCCAGCUGCAAUACCACUGGCUCAGCAACCAGAUGACAACACUGAAAUCAUUAAUGACUUACCUGAUCUAUCUGACGAUAAUUAUCCUGCAUUCCUGAGGGCACUAGCACGAAAGGAUAAUACGAGUUUUAAUACCAUAAUCCAAGAACACAAUGAAGAUAUAUCUAAAUCCAAAUAUAAAAUAAUUAUCUUACCUACUUCCAUUGACCUUGAUGAGUCAAAUCCAUAUGUCCAAAAUAUCAUGGACAAUAUCCCCAACAGUUCAGAAAUUAUCUCCAAAGAAAGAUCCUUGAAUUCAUUCAUUUCAUUUGAAAAUAAAGAUAAACUAUACUAUCUCCUUUUUUUUAAAGUACAUCAUUUUGAUAAAUCUGAGUAUCCAGACAUCUAUGAGAGCCUUAGAACAAUCAGGAACGAGUUAGUUAUUAAACUCGACCUAGACUCGAAACCUGACAUCUCCAUAACAGAUUUUAAAAACCCAUUUGAUAGUCAUCAAUAUGUUAAAAUAUAUAAUAUGCUUCUCUAUUUAUUCAAUAACAGUAACAUAAAUGUACACGUAUACAAAGGAUCGAUCAUAUACCCAUCGUCGUCUGAAAUCCCCAAGAUACUUAGGGAGAAUCACGACAUUCCUAUUGCUGGACACUUAGGUAGUAAUAGAAUGCUUAAAAGAAUUCAAGAAAACUUCUAUUGGAAAAAUAUGCGGACUGACAUUGAAAAUUUCGUCAAGAAAUGUGUACAAUGCCAGACUAACAAAGCCCUUAGACAAAUAAAUCGGGCCCCCAUGCAAAUAACAAGCACAUCCACUCAACCCUUUCAGCGAAUAUCCUUAGAUAUAGUCGGGCCACUACCUGAAGCAGGUCCCGCCAAAUUGAGGUACAUACUAACCAUCCAAGAUGAUCUAACAAAAUUCUCUUCUGCUUACCCGAUUCGAACCACUACUGCAGAAGAAACUAGUGAAUGUCUUCUUCACUAUAUAUCUAUCUUUGGCAUUCCAAAAAUGAUCCUCACAGAUCAGGGAACUAACUUCACAUCGGACCUAUUCCGCAAAACUUGUGAAUUCCUUAAAAUAAAGAACCUUUGGUCGUCCCCGUACCAUCCGCAGACGCAAGGCGCCCUUGAGCGCAGUCACUCGACUCUCAAAGAAUACCUUAGAUCUUUCGUAAAUGAAGAACAGUCCAACUGGCCCAGAUACGUGUACACAGCCAUGCUUACCUAUAACACAUCCGUUCAUUCAACAACCAAUUUCACCCCAUUCGAACUAACUUUCGGAAGCAAACCUCUGAUCCCAAAUUCUAUCUAUGACGAAGCCCCAGGAGCAACUUACCCUGACUAUGUCCGCAUGCUUCAGAAUAGAUUAAAGUAUUGUAGAGACAAAGCCUUGGACUCCAUAAGGAGAUCCAAAGAAUCUUCCAAAAAUUACUAUGACACUCGCACUCGCCCUGCGAAAUACAAAGUCGGUGAUUACGUGUACCUGAAGAAUCACCUGCGAAUGCGCAAGGCACUUUCACCACAGUGGAAAGGGCCUUACAAGGUAAUUAGAAUCAACGGAAACAACACACUUACCUUACUCAUCAACCGACGUCACGUCAUACAUCAUUAUGACCAAGUGAAGCUGGCAGAAGCAGCUCCGUAAUUUAGGAAAUAAACACAUAAUCUUAAAAUUACUCUAGACUUACCUUAGGUUAUCUUUACAGUUCAGCUCAGAGUCAACCUAACCAGAGUUUCAUCGAGCCAAUCAACUCUAGUUCCGGACUCUACUUCGAUUAUUUAGGAAAGCUACGAAUAAACAAUAUUCAACUUAGUAUAGUAAUACCUGUAGACAUAUCUCAUUUCAAACCACAUAUUGAUAAUAUCAAAUCAGCGCUUUUAGUUACUGGAAAUUUAUGUAAACAAACCAGAAUUAUAGAGAUUAUCUCCAUUUGUUAUAAUAAUUUAAAACCAUUGUCGGCCCGUUUCCAAGAUAUGAGUAAGGAAUUAACAUCAAUCUCACAUUUAAUUGAUAACAGGACAAAACGUUCCGCCUGGAUUAGUGGUGCAGGAACAAUCUUAAAGAAAAUAUUCGGCACCCUAGAUGAAAACGAUGGCCUACAAUAUGACGAAACUAUCAAAACAUUACAACUCAAUGAAAAGAAAUUAGCUUCAUUAUUAAAAGAGAAUAUCUUAAUAACCACUUCUGUUUUAACUCAGUAUAACGUUACAUUAAGUAAAAUAAUAGAGAACGAGGCAAACUCAAAAGAAGCCAUUGAUAGACUUUCAGUGAGUGUUAGAAACAUUACUGAAACCACAAAUGGUUUACAAAUACAAACAAAUGUCAAUGAAGUUAUCAAUGCGCUCGAGACAUCGAUACUUACUCUAUCUUUUCAACUAGAAGAUAUCACUAACGCUAUCCUAUUUAGCACCCAAAAUAUUUUACACCCUGCAAUAGUAACCCCUACACAACUCCACAAGGAACUAGUAGAUAACUAUAGACAUUUACCCAGUGACCUUGAGUUGCCUGUAUCUUUAGAUAUUAAGUCCAUACAUGUUAUCUUAAGUAUUUCUAAGUUAGUUUGUUUCUAUACUAGUAAUAAGGUAGUAUUUAUAUUGCAAGUGCCAAUGGUAAAAACUCAAGAAUAUCUGCUAUUUCAUAAUAUUGCAUUACCAACACCACACAAUACUUCAAACCCAAACACUUUCAGUUUAAUUCUCCCUGAUAACAAAUACAUAGCAAUGACCAAAGACAAAUCCUACUAUUGUGUUUUCAAUAGUUUGGAAAUUUGUAAAAUAGUGACUUCUGGAAAUUAUAUCUGUGAUAUUGAAAAUGUGUAUUCUACUGAUGCAAAACCUACAUGUGAAAGUGAACUCCUUACCAAGGUAAUUAGCGUGAAACCUGCUCAAUGUCAUACGAAGACCCUCAUUGGAAAAGUAAAUAUCUGGAAAUCCCUGAUCAAUAAUAAAUGGAUCUUUGUACAGUCAAAACCUAACAAAAUAUCGAUAGACUGUUUAAAUAACAAAUUAAAAGAAACCACCAUUUCAGGUACAGGGAUAUUAAGUAUCCCCAAAAAUUGCAUUGUCCACUGUAAAGCUACCACACUUAUACCUAAACAAAACAAUUUUAAUAUAACUUCACCAAUCAGACAUUUUCCAGAUUUUAACUUAAUUGAAGACUCUUGUUGUUCCAUAAAAACAGUAUAUGAAAAUGCCAGUAAUAUACUCCCUGUAAAACUAAAUAACAUAGACCUAGAUGAUUUACAUACCAAUUAUAAUGAUAAGAUAAAGUCUAUUUUAAAUGACCUUGAAUUUGUAACAAAUCCAACAACCCCUCAUAUUGUAACAUAUGGUAAACACUAUUCUAUUGUAACACUGGCAAUUGUAAUCUUUAUACUUAUAUUUCUUAAUUACCUAGUUUAUAAGAAAAUUUGUCAACGAUAUAACCGUUCCCGUAGGAAUAGAGCAAAUAUUUGUAUAACAUCAUCUCAGCCUGAACCUUCAA
Molecule: messenger RNA, 5742 nt
Organism: Spodoptera litura
Lineage: Eukaryota; Metazoa; Arthropoda; Insecta; Lepidoptera; Noctuidae
Source: RefSeq, a predicted model, not a curated record